Messenger RNA from Triplophysa dalaica, 2311 nucleotides. RefSeq lists its product as uncharacterized. Gene Ontology annotation, molecular function: protein serine/threonine kinase activity; ATP binding. Bases 1 to 1125 code for a protein of 374 amino acids. The transcript has 7 exons. The record is from RefSeq and is a predicted model, not a curated record. Gene Ontology annotation, cellular component: cytoplasm. Lineage: Eukaryota; Metazoa; Chordata; Actinopteri; Cypriniformes; Nemacheilidae. Gene Ontology annotation, biological process: negative regulation of apoptotic process; regulation of mitotic cell cycle; protein autophosphorylation.
AUGCAUGUGAAGGUAGACGAUGGAGAGUUUUGGAGAUGGCACAGACUGAGCCUGGCUGCCCGUAUCCCGGAACAGAGUGGGCUCCAUGAGUCCAUGAAGGAAAUGCAGAACUCCCGUUGUACCAAAAGUUUUCCCCUCAGGACCUCCCAGUGGAGCUCGAUGGGUGCUGCGGGCGCUACUGAGGGAGAUGUGGUACACGACAGAGAUGGUGGAAGGAAGAAAAGGAGAUUUUGGAGAAAGUUUUGGAGGAAAAGAUCUCAGGAUGAAAGAGAAGAGCACACAAUACACCAAAAUACAUCUUCGCCAUCAACCGCUGAUGCACUCGACCCUUCACCUCCACCAGCGGCUGAUAUUCACGAAGAGGAGGAUGAAAACAAAGAUGAGGGGAAGAAGAAGAAGAAGUUCUGGAAGAGGUUGUGGAGAAAAGGUCGCAGAGGAGCUCAAAGUGAGAGUGAAGAAGAGUCUGACAGAAGUCCUGAAGAUCAGAUUCAGCACAAUCUGGAAACUCCUGAACUCCUGAAUGAGGACGUGAAUGUGUUUUAUGAAAUCAACUCCUGUCAGUAUGAGAUAGGUGAACUGCUGAGUAAAGCAGGAAAUACAUCCGUGUAUGAAGCGACUCGUGUGAGCGACGGCCUUAAGGUGGCAGUGAAAAUUGUCUGGCCCGGCAGGUAUUCUGAUCGUAUUUGCAUACCCGGUCAUCCUAACCCCCUUCCACGAGAGAUCGGUCUUCAUAUCCUCGCCAAUGAAGGAGAAGAUGUUCCUGAGAUCAUCCGGCUGUUGGACUGGGAGGGCCGUGAUGACAAAUACAUCAUGCUCCUAGAGCAUCCUUCUCCCUGCAUGGACUUACGUGCAUUUAUUGAAUGCCAUGGAGGAGCCAUCACAGAGAAAUUAGAGAAGAGCAUCAUGCGGCAGGCGAUCGAGGCUGUUAUCCAAUGUUUCAUACGGGGAGUUUUCCACAUGGACAUCAAACUGGAAAACUUCCUGAUUAACACCGAAACAUUUCAUAUCAAACUCAUCGACUUUGGCGAUCUUUUAAAAAAAACAAGUUACAAAACAUAUAUGGGUAUGUUUUAUCACUUCAGACGAAUCCUUUACAUUAAUAUUGAGAUGUCAGGAUUCACAUAGUCUUAGACUCACUUUAAGUGUUGAUGCAACCGUAGAAAUCACAAGAAAUCUGUUUCAGGCACACAGAAGAACUGCUGCCCUGAGAUGCUGAAAACGGGCGAGUGUCAAGCAUUGCCGGCGACAGUCUGGCCACUCGGUCUAAUGUUGUACAGGACUCAGUUUCCUUACUGCGUGCAGUUCAUGUCCGGCAUCUUUUAGCGCUGGGACUGCUUCAUCUAUCAGUUUCAUUUCCAAAUCCAGCGGUAUAUCCACCGUUAAUAAAACAAUCAUCACCCAAAUGCAGUGAACAAACAAUCACAGCUCAACUUUGCGAACGUAGUGCUCUCUCUCUGCUGCACACAAGUGAAAGUGAUGUGUGCGCAUGCUCCUUGUCCCGUUCUCCUUAGUUGACGUUUGGGCAUGCCAUGUGCUUUUCCGGGAGAAUUGUCCAAUAAGGGACUAAGAAAAGUUGUUACACAAAUGGUGUAAAAACCCUGAAAGUUGUAAAUAAUUCAGACUCAGAAUACAUGAAACACCGUUGCAUCCCCCCUUUAAAAUGUAAAUCUUUACCAUGGACAUCAUCAUAUGUGCGCAGGCACAAAAAACACAAUACAAUAUAUCAAAUUUACCUUAGGAGAUGCUUAUUAUUAUUAUUUGCCUUUAUUUAACCAGGAGAUUAAAAAUGUAUUUUCCAGGAGUGUCCUGGCCAAGAAAGGCGGCCCAGUUAUACAAAUACGUGUAGGACAAAGAACAGUACUUCACAUUAAUAAAAUAUUACAGCAUUAGAAGCAUUUGCAAAUCAUCAAAUCAUUUUCUAUUGCACACAAAAGUGUUAAUAAUAAUAAAUGCCGUCAUUCGGUAAAUAUUUUAACGGGUUGCAAGUCUGGUCUAAAAUCUUUAUGGCUUUAAUAUAUUUUCCUGGAUCAUUCACACUGUUAUUAGUUGGUAUAAAUGAGCCUGCUAAUAUUUUACGAGGAAAUGUCCUAGCAUUAUGAGCGGUUGAUGCUGAUCGACGUAUAAUAAGUGCCGUCAUUUGGUUGUUAAUUAUAUAUUAAUGUUUUGGCACAUUAUCUUAAUGUAUGGUCAUACGGAUUUAAAGCGUAAAUGGUCUCUCUCUCUCUCCGUUUAUGUGUAUUUAAUACUGUACAUAGGUGCGUGUGGGAGAGGGGUGCGAAUUUCGAAUAAUUUUCGAAUAGUUUUCAUCGAU